This is a messenger RNA of Musca vetustissima, 2748 nucleotides long. RefSeq names its product aminopeptidase N-like. Gene Ontology annotation, molecular function: peptide binding; zinc ion binding; metalloaminopeptidase activity. Gene Ontology annotation, cellular component: cytoplasm. The annotation marks the transcript as partial. Gene Ontology annotation, biological process: peptide catabolic process; proteolysis. The transcript has 7 exons. The record is from RefSeq and is a predicted model, not a curated record. Lineage: Eukaryota; Metazoa; Arthropoda; Insecta; Diptera; Muscidae.
AUGGACGCCCAACGUGAGGCCGGCAUUAUUGGCACUCAACGUCGAGUUUCUUCAACCAUUAUUAUAGGUUGGCAUCGGGUAGCGGCAUUUAACACUCGUUUACCCAGGGCCAUAAAACCCGAUUAUUAUGAACUGAAGAUUAUAACACAUUUGGAGAAUGCAGCAAAUUUAUCGUUUCAUGGUGAUGUCUCGAUGCACUUCAAGGUAUUGGUGGAUACCCGAAAUAUUACAUUGCAUGUGAAAAAUCUAGCAGUGAAUAAGGCCAGUAUACAGGUGACAAGUUUUGUUGACAAUGAAGAGAUUUCAUUAUUUGCCGAGCAUGUGGAAAUUAUAGCUGAAUUAGAUCUGUACGUUAUACACUUAGAUGGAAGUUUAGUACGGGAUCGAGAAUAUGAAUUAUUUGUGGAAUUUGCGGGAAAUCUUAACAAAGCCCAAAGGGGAUAUUUUUACAAUGCAUAUAAGGAUGCAAAGACGCGAAAGACCCGUUGGAUAUCUUUCACUGAUUUUGAACCAGUACAUGCUCGUUCGGCUUUUCCAUGCCUGGAUGAACCGGAAUAUAAAGCUAAAUUCAAAAUAUGGCUGGGUCAUCGCAAAUCUUUGAAGGCUCUGAGUAACAUGCCAUUGGAAACACAAAUACCAUUGUAUGGUGUGAAUGGUUAUGUGUGGAGUAUAUUUAAAGAGUCGCCGCCGAUGUCUACCUACUUGGUUUCCUACAGCAUUAUUGAUUUUGCUUACAAAGAAUUAAAAGCUGAUUCGUCGAAUGUAAUUUUCCGGACAUGGGCUCGAGAAGAAUACAUUGAACAAAGUAUCUAUGCAUUGGAAAUUGCUCCCAAGAUAUUGGCAUAUUUUGAACGUUUGUUUGGUAUACCAUUCCCUCUUGAAAAAAUCGAUAUGGUUGCUAUACCCAAAUACAGCAGCAGUGCUAUGGAAAAUUGGGGUCUUAUAACAUUCAAAGAAUCAAUUUUACUUUUGGAAUCGGACAGCCUGUUUGAGUGGUCAAAACGUCUCCUGAUCAAUGUUAUGGGUCAUGAGUUGGCCCACCAGUGGUUUGGUAAUUUGGUUACAAUGAAAUGGUGGAAUGAUGCCUGGCUUAAGGAAGGCUUUGCAACAUAUUUCCAGAGCUUAGCUAUGGAUUACAUUAUGCCUGGCCAAGGCCACCAGCUGGAAAGUUACAUUCUUAAUGCAAAAAUUACAUUUCAAAAUGAUGCAGAAGCGAAUAGUCACUCCAUAUCGAAUGAGGUUCACACUUCUGAGGAAAUUGAAAAACAUUUCGAUAGCAUUACUUAUCAGAAAUCUGCAGCUGUUGUCAGAAUGUUACAUUUGUUUAUGGGAUCGGAUGCAUUUCUGGAAGGUCUUCAAAGCUAUUUAGCCAAGCAUAUGUAUGAUCAUUCAAAUUCGGAAGCGGCACAAUGUUGGUGGAUUCCCCUGACAUAUACCACAUCGGAGGAAUUGAAUUUCAAUGAUACCACACCCAAAGCAUGGAUGACAUGUGAUAAUAGCAGCCACCCUAUUCAAAUGAAUAAUCUAACAGUCGCGCAAAAUCAAUGUGAUGUCAUUUAUUGUGCCCGUUUUGGUUACAAUGGUUACUCAUUGGCAUUCGAUGUAAUGGAAUAUCUGCGCAGGGAACGUGAAAUAAUGCCAUGGUUAAUUGCAUUAAAUGCCAUUGGUCCAGAUCUCAGUCUACUCACUCAAUUGCCGGAACACAGUGGUUCCAUUAUGGCCUACAUGCGUUAUUUGUUGCAACCGAUUUAUUCUUAUGUCAGUGCAGUAAAAAAUGACUCAAUCACCUCCACAAAGGAUUUACAACUUAACGAUCUCAAAACUUUAUUAAUAGAAUACGCCUGCCGAAUGGGUUUGGAAGACUGUGUCCACACCAGCCUUGCAUAUUUUCAACAAUGGAAGUCUCAACUAAAUUCUCUCGUUGAAAAUCUAAUUCCCGAUGAUUGGAAAGGCACCACAUAUUGUACAGCUCUACGUUAUGGCAAUGAAAAUGAUUGGAAUUGCCUAUGGGAAUAUUUCAACAACACCCAUCAACAGGAUAUAUUCAUUCUCAAAUCUUUGGGCUGCACACAAAAUCGAGAAAUAUUGUGGAAUUUCUUAGAGAUUAUUUUUUAUGACAAUCUUCAAAUGCCAACUGUAUUUGCCCAGAUUGCCUUCCAAUCGGUUGCAAGUAAUCCAGCCGGUACAUCAUUAGCUUUAAAAUAUUUAAUUGAAAAUUAUUCAGAACUACAAAAGAAUUUCAAUGUGCCUCAUUUGCUGUCACAUGUAGCCAGUUUUGUGUUUGCCCCAGAUGAUCUCUCCAAACUAUGUAAUUUUAUAAACACACAUCCUAAGCUAUUUGAAAAUUUCGAAAAAUAUCUACAGCAAAUAAUCGAUGAAUAUGGAUUUUGCGGUUUGGAACAAUUGAACGAUGUUGAAAUGGUGGCAAAACUUUUUACUAUUUUAUCUAACCUGGGUGAAGCGACUACUGCAAUUGAAGCUGACAUAUUUGACCUGAAACAAACUUUCGAGAAUGUGACGAAACAGUUUAAUGACAUUUCGCCGCAAAUUAACAACUUUAUGGAAAAUAUAGCACUAGAAAUCGAUGGUUACGAACGAAAUUUGAAUGCAUCGAUGGAAAGUUUUGCUGAUUUCAAUCGAAGAUCUCAGGAAAUGUCAGGCUUUAGUAAUAAUACUUUGAAACACUUAAAUGAUAACAAUGAAAUGUUGAAGGAACUGGAAAAAGAGAUACAAGAAAUCAAGGCAAAG